Sesamum indicum (sesame) is the source of this 535-nucleotide messenger RNA. RefSeq names its product arabinogalactan protein 22. The record is from RefSeq and is a predicted model, not a curated record. Lineage: Eukaryota; Viridiplantae; Streptophyta; Magnoliopsida; Lamiales; Pedaliaceae.
CCCCAAAAAAAAGAAAAGAAAAGAAAAAAAGAGAAAAAACGGAAAAUGGCAAUGGAUUAUAGGGUUUCUUGGUGUGUAUUUGCCACAUUUGUUAUUGUUUACGCAAUCUUUGUGCCUGCUGUUCAGGGUUUGACCCCCGCUCCUGCUCCUGCUCCGGCUCCUACCAGUGAUGCCGGAACUGCAAUUGACCAGGGCGUUGCUUAUGGCCUGAUGCUGUUGGCUCUGGUGCUCACAUAUCUCAUCCACACCUUUGACACUCCCUUGAACUUCUGAGUUCAGAGAGCGUUUAAGUCAUUUCGUCUGUUCAAUUGUCUGAGAUUUAUGACUUGAUUGACUGGAGAUGAAGAACUGUUUUUGAGGCCGUCACUCUUGGAUGCAAUACAAUUGUAUUAAGUUCUGUGCUAGUAUUUGAAUUAAUGUAUCAGAUGCAUUCAGAAGGAGUUGCUAGUGUACCUGUUUGAUGGCAACUAUUGACGUUUCAUUCGCUGUUCGCAUGUUAACUUUCUAUUAUUGUGGUGAGAGCUUUAUUGGAUCA